Molecule: messenger RNA, 805 nt
Organism: Prorocentrum cordatum
Lineage: Eukaryota; Dinophyceae; Prorocentrales; Prorocentraceae
Source: the annotation of a GenBank genome assembly
CCAACGUCUUGGCUCAAUGUGCUUAGCUCAUGGUGCUGGCCGCUGGGUGUUCGCUUUGGAUGGUUGCGGGACUCGCCCCUGGAGUGUGGCGAGAAGCAGUAGGCAGCGCGGCAGCCUGGCGGCAGCGGCGCGUGCGGGCCGCGGAGUCGGCCGAGAACCUCGUGAAGAGACUCAUGGAUGAGAAGAUCCUGUUAGAGCAGCACGUCCUUGGUCUGGAGCUGCAGGUCCGCAGGAGUGAGGAUCCCGAGGUUCAGCGCACGGUGGACGCCAUCGUGCCCUACCUGGAAGAGGAAGUGGCUGCCAGACGCCGCGGUGACACCGCAGUGCACUCGCGGCUCGAGGCGACCAUGCGGAACGUGGCCAAGCACGUGUUCGACGUGCCCAUGGCCCAGCUGGUUGGCCUCAAUUUCAAGCAGUUCAACGGGGUGCAGCGCCUUUCCCGCGGAAGGGCAUGGCGGGACAAAGGAGCUGAUCAUGUGGUGCCUGCGACGCCGACGCCUACGGGGACCUCGCCGCGGUGCGGUUUCACAUGCACCUGUGGCACCACUGUCUUCGCGUACGCAGGGGCGGAGGUGGUGAGCGAGGCCGACGCCAUCACGGCGGCGGGAGCGUGGACGCCCGACCCGACCGCCCAGCCCUUCGUUCCCCUCGAGCAGCUGCUCGAGCAGACCAUGCGCCUCGGAAUGCAGGGGCGGCAGAGGCACCAGCCGUUCGUGAAGCGCCGGCAGCCCUGCCAUGCAGUUGCGGCGGUGGACGCGAAGGCCAGCACUGCCAUAUGGCCCUAGAGGGGGAUGGCUGCCCUGCC